Molecule: messenger RNA, 1133 nt
Organism: Chelmon rostratus (copperband butterflyfish)
Lineage: Eukaryota; Metazoa; Chordata; Actinopteri; Chaetodontiformes; Chaetodontidae
Gene: dkk3b
Product: dickkopf WNT signaling pathway inhibitor 3b
Exons: 7
Coding region: 99-902 (267 amino acids)
Biological process (GO): negative regulation of canonical Wnt signaling pathway; multicellular organism development
Cellular component (GO): extracellular region
Molecular function (GO): co-receptor binding; receptor antagonist activity
Source: RefSeq, a predicted model, not a curated record
CGGCUGUGCGCCACCGGUGCGUCACACUGCUCUGCUGCUCGCUAGACGGGCACACAACAGCUACCAGGAGGAGGAAGAGAAGGCGAGCUAUCAGGAUCAUGCUGCUGUCGGUACCUUUGACUUUGUGCUUGUUGUGGGCGAGCGGCUGCACGGCGCGGAGCGGGGCGGUGAUCCUGCGGGACGCCAUGGAGCGCAGCCCGCUCAGUCUGAACGACAUGUUCCGAGAGGUGGAGGAGCUGAUGGAGGACACCCAGCACAUACUGGAUGAGGCUGUGGACCAGAUAACUACCGAGAGUGCAAAAUCAUCUUUAAUGUCACUGGAUCUGCAUCCUAACUACCACAACAAGACUAAGAAGAUGAUAAAGGAUGGAGACAGAGCCGUUCAGGUCCUAGAUAGAGCUGACAAGGAAACUAAUAACAUAACAGGAGAGAUUCAUCUUUCACACAUCCACACGGAAAUGUCUGGCCAGUGGAACAGUGUGGAUCACGAAUGCAUGGUGGAUGAGGACUGUGGUGACCUGAAAUACUGCCUGUAUGAGAUUGAGAAUUCCAAGUGCCUCCCCUGCAUACCGACAGACAUGCCCUGCACUAAAGACGAGGAGUGUUGCUCAGACCAGCUGUGCGUGUGGGGCCAGUGUACAGUCAAUGCCACCGAAGGAACAGAGGGAACUAUCUGUCAGGGUCAGAGCGACUGCAGGCCGGACCUCUGCUGCGCCUUUCAGCGAGAGCUGUUGUUUCCAGUGUGUAAUCCCAAACCAGAGAAGGGGGAAUCCUGCUGGAGCCACCCCAACCUGCUGAUGGACAUGCUGGCUUGGGACCAGGAGGGUCCCCGUGACCACUGCCCCUGUGCCGACAACCUCCAGUGCCAACCUCAUGGACGUGGAUCAGUUUGUGGAGAGUAGUGCUGGAGAUGGACAGAACAUGAGGAAGUUAUACAUGACCCUGUCCAGGAGCUAUACUAACAUCCAUACAGAGCACCCACCAAACAACGGCCCACCUGCUGAUCAACAGUUUUUAAAGAGUAGGAUGUUGCUUCAGGAAAGGACUUGCACUGUCUUAUUUAUGCCUUACUACCAAUGUGUAUUAUAUAUCAUGGAGCAAAUAAAAGAGUUGUUUUUAGUUUGGACUGAGAA